Molecule: messenger RNA, 1194 nt
Organism: Scheffersomyces amazonensis
Lineage: Eukaryota; Fungi; Ascomycota; Pichiomycetes; Serinales; Debaryomycetaceae
Product: cyanamide hydratase
Exons: 1
Coding region: 465-1151 (228 amino acids)
Source: RefSeq, a predicted model, not a curated record
AAAUAGAUUCUCUAAAUACAGAAGAGUCAUAUUAUGCUUAUCUUAUAUAGAUAUUCAUUUGUAGAUACUCUGAUUUAUUGACUCUUGCUUCGGAGUUGUGAUUGCUGCAAUACCGACGGGGGUGAAGAAUCGCCGUAUAUUCAGCCAGCCGGGCCAGAAACUAUUUGUCAAAGAUCUAAGCAUACAGAAAUUUAGAGGGGCUAUGAAUGUCGAAUACUGUCACUAGUUUCACUACUUAUACGAGGCUCUUUUGAGUGAUGAGAUUACUAAACAUGCGCACCAGAUUGGGAAUUCCCCGCCAAAUAAAAUGAAUGCCAAACGCCGGUCCUUUGAGAGCCAUUGAGAGCCAUACUUUGAAGGCAAUCGUAUAUAUAGAAAUGAUUGAGAAUUAUACUUUUCAAUUGGCUUAAAUUUGGAUUUGGCUUGUAAUUCUUUAAGCCUUACAGUCUUAUAGUUAUAAUAUUAUGUCAAAGUACGGAUUUGAAAAGAUCUCUAGGGAUAUUAAGUUAGCUCUCCCAACCCCCGUUGCACCAACAGCUCAAACUAAUACUGAACUUCCAAAGUCCGCUUUAGCAACGUUUGUUCUUAAGUAUGUUGAAAAGGAGUUACCAGCAGAAGUCUUGAAUCAUUCUUUAAGAGUAUACUUAUAUAGUAAAGCUAUCAUACAUGAUCAAUUUCCUAAAUGGGACUUAGAUCUUGAAGUCGUUUUUGUUACUAGUUUAUUACAUGAUAUUGGAACUACUACUAAAAAUAUGGCUGCUACAAAAUUAUCAUUUGAAUGGUAUGGAGGUAUUAUUUCUAGAGAUUUAGUAUUAGAAGAAACUAAUGGUGAUAAAGAUUAUGCAGAUGCAGUUGCUGAAGCUAUUAUUAGACAUCAAGAUUUAGGUGAAUCUGGUUAUAUCACUACUCUUGGAUUAAUAUUACAAGUAGCAACAAUCUUAGAUAAUGUUGGUUUACAUAAUCAUUUAAUUCAUCCUGAUACUUUAGAUGCUGUAAACAAAAGAUUCUCAAGACAAGGUUGGCUUAACUGCUUUGCCAAAGCCAUUGAUAAUGAAAACCACUUGAAACCCUGGGGUCAUACCAGUGCUCUUGGUGUAGAUCAAUUCAGAAAUGAUGUUUUAGCUAACAAAUUAAACUAUGAGAAGUUAUAGAUAUAUAUACGUAUAUGAAUUUUACAGUGAUUUUUACUUUAUA